AUGGAGUUUGAUGGACGUUGUGCUAGCUCUGAUUCAGGUGCAGGUGUGGUCCUGAUUUCUUCACAAGGUGAUAUUAUUCCUUUUUCUUUUAAAUUGGAUUUUAAAAAUACCAAUAAUACAGCAAAAUGUGAGGCAUUAAUAUUGGGUAUUUCAGAGGCUAAAAAUAAGGGUAUUAAGUUGUUAAGAGAAAAGGGUGAUGCUGAGCUGAUAGUGAAGCAGGUUAGAAAUCUCUUUCUAGUUAAGAAUGAGAGAUUGAAGCACUACAAGAAUAGGGCAUGGGAUGAAAUAGAAUUCUUUGAUGCCUUUUUAAUCGAAGUUGUGCCUAGGGAACAAAACACCAGAGCUGAUUCUCUAGUUGUUUCCACCUCGCUUCUAUUGCCUCAUCCAGAUUUUAAGGAAGAUACAUAUAAGGUGGAGAUGAUUUACCGACCAAGUGUCCCUAACAAUGUUCAGAAAUGGCAGAUUCCUUUGAAACCUGGCACUACUCCUUUUAAGCAGAAGUUGAGAAAUUCCAGUCCAAUGAUUGCUGAGGAGAUUUUCAAGGAGGUUGAUAAAAUGCUGAAGGCAAGGAUAAUUUAUCCUAUACAUCAUUCCACAUGGGUGGCGAACAUAGUUCCAGUAAGGAAAAAGAAUGGUGAGAUCAGAAUUUGUGUAGAUUUCAGGAACCUAAAUCGAGCAAGUUUAAAGGACAAUCAUGCUCUACCCAAUAUGGAUCAUAUCUUGCAGACUGUUGCUGGUGCAGAAAUGAUGUCAAUGUUGGAUAGGUUUUUCGGCUAUAACCAGAUGAUAACAUAUGAAAAAUAG
Molecule: messenger RNA, 804 nt
Organism: Cryptomeria japonica (Japanese cedar)
Lineage: Eukaryota; Viridiplantae; Streptophyta; Pinopsida; Cupressales; Cupressaceae
Exons: 2
Coding region: 1-804 (267 amino acids)
Molecular function (GO): nucleic acid binding; RNA-DNA hybrid ribonuclease activity
Source: RefSeq, a predicted model, not a curated record